AUGAAAACAACUUACGAUCACGUGAUCGCACGUAACUUUUACCUUAAUCUGCUUUACAAGGAGCAGGGCGUUGAAUGUUUGCUUUCUACAAACACGGGCAAUCUACAUUUCCUUAUGGGUGGUAUAUCGAUUAACCCACCGUUGGAGGUCAAUCCUACGCACUUAUCCAUCGAGAGAUGGAGUACUCAGGACAUAAAUACUCGAUGUGUAUUAUGUGCUCAGCAGCUAGGUGAUCGCUGUCAUACCGUUCGAUCGCCUACAAUACGCUCUUAG
Molecule: messenger RNA, 273 nt
Organism: Plasmopara halstedii
Lineage: Eukaryota; Oomycota; Peronosporomycetes; Peronosporales; Peronosporaceae
Exons: 2
Coding region: 1-273 (90 amino acids)
Source: RefSeq, a predicted model, not a curated record